UAAAUAUUUUUACUAUAUAUUUAUUACUCCCAAAGUAGUAUUAUUAUAGUUUUUACUAUCCUAAAUUAAACUUGCUAGCACAAGUUUAAUCUAGGACUCCGGAGCAAGUUCGUGUGGAUACGUUGGAGGCUUCAUACGUUUGGCGCUACGUUCAACUCCUCAAAACCAUCCCCGACCGUUCCUCCGUUCUCUGUUUUCACCAUUAAGACAUGCUUUUGGCCACAUUUCUGAAGGACGUGGUUCUGGACCCUAAUAACCAAACCCUCCUUGAUGAAGCUGAAGCUAAAAGGAAACGUGCUAACUUCCUCAUGGAUCCUGAACUGGCUUUCUAUCAACAAAAAGCUAAAUGUGACUUCAUUAUGAACUCUGAAAGAUGUACUAGCUAUUUCCACUCUAUUUUCAAGAAAAAUAGGAAGAAAAAUGCUGUGGGCUUCUUGGUUAGAGAAGAUGGAUCCAAAACCACUUCCAUCGGUGAGGUGGCCAACAUCUUUGUGGAUUAUUAUACCACACUGUUUGGUACCAGUUCUCGUGUUGAACCUGUUGAUCCAGAUAUUUUGGCUGCUGGCAGUUCUGUUCCCAUCUCUGCCCACUCAGCUCUCCUAGCUACUGUUACCCCUGAGGAAGGGCUGUUUAACUUCCACAAAGACUGUGCUAGCUUGGGCAUCACGCACCUGGCCUUUGCUGAUGAUCUCAUGCUGUUUUCUAGAGGUGAUCUCCAGUCUGUCCAAGUUUUUAUGGAUGCUUUGGACCAUUUCUCUAGAUUAUCUCGGCUGAUCCUUAACCCCACUAAAUCCAACAUCUUCCUCGCUGGAAAAUACAGGGACAAUAGCCAUGAUCUUUUGGCCCUUGCCUCCUUCCCUCGAGCGGAGAAGGAAUCCUUGUGGGUUAAAUGGGUUCAUAAUAUCUACAUUCGGGAUGAGGACAUCUGGAAUUGGCAACCCAAAAAGAGGCAUUCUGUCUUCCUCAAAAGGUUAGCCUACGUACGUGACCUUUUGGCCCAGAAGCUUGCUGUUUGCAACCCAAAUCUGGCAGUGGCUAUGCAGCCCUUUUGUUCGGCAGGUAACCUUAUUUCCGGGAAGGUUUAUGAGUUGUUUAGGGCAAAGGCCAACCACAAGCCUUGGAUGGCUUUUAUCUGGCAAAGCUUUAUUCCUCCUAAGUGCUCAUUUACGAUGUGGCUGGCACUUAGGAGGAGGCUGCCCACUAAAACUAACCUGGACUUCCUCGGACUGCCCAUUGAAUGCACGUUUUGUGGCAACGAGUUGGAAGAUGUGGACCACCUUAUCUUUAGUUGUGAGGUUUUUAAAGACGUUUGGAGGGCUGUCAAGACUUGGCUACGGAUGGAAGGGCAGUUGAGCACCCUGAAUAGAGCAAUCAGAUCCUUAAAAGCUUUUAGAAGAGGGGAUGUGAUCCUCAAGAAGGCUAGAAGGAUUGCUCUUGCUUGUACGGUCUUUCAUCUAUGGAAGCUUUGUAAUGCAGUUCACUUUGACCAAGAGCCUCUACGGGUUGAUGCUGUGGUCUUCAAAAUUAAGAUUGGUCUUCUACACUCCAAGGCGAGCCUUUCCAUCCUGAAUUCCAGCUGCGUUGUUCAAGAUUUGGGAGUCAACGAACUACCUACGAUGGCGAAGAGCAAGAAGAAGGAGCGAAGACCCCCACCUCCCACUCCUCCAAACAAGAAAGAGUUGCGUACCUUUCUUCGUGAUUUGGAGGGUGAGUCUAGGGCUGGAGGUGACAAUGUGGAUUGUGCUGAGAAUGUGGAUAACUUUCCGGUCAUGACUGAGGAGGAUUUUCUUCCUUGCACUAAACCUGGUGAGGUCACGGUUGAAGAUGAUGAUGGCUCUGACUCCCAGACUCCUUCUCUGGAAGAGGAAAGGAUUGAGCAAGAACUGCAGAAGGAUAGGCCUGGAAAUGGUGAUACUCCAGUACCUAAUGCUGAACCUACUGAACCUAUUGAGAAAGAGGACAGUGGAAAGGAAAUUGGAAACAAUGAUGGCAAUGUACCUGGUAAUAAAGUGGACACACUAGUAGAGAAGAAGAGCUUUGCAUCACUCUUUGAGAAGAACAUGUCUGAGGAUAAAGGAAUGAAACUCCACCAGGUGGAAAUGACUGAGGAGGAGGAGGUGUUUAUCCAACCUGAGGACAUAACCCCAAUGGAGGAGUUAUGGGGACCUUGCGUAGUUGGAUGCUUCACUGGAAGAUUCCCUGGGCUGGCACCUAUUCAAACCUUAGUGGAGUUCUGGAAGGUACCUAGCCAAUUCCUUCCUCAUCAUAAAGGUUGGGUUGUCUUCAAGUUCCUGAACAAUGAAGAUAGAGACUCAGUCUUGCAUAGAGAUGACCAUAGAAUCAACAACAAGAAGCUACUACUCAACAUCCCACAGGAUGGAUUCAUGUGGAAUGCAAAAUCUUUCUCUACCAUGCCAUUUUGGGUGAAACUCAUGGAUGUCCCUAUGCAGUUUUGGGGAUCUAACAGCUUGUCAAAGAUUGCUUCAAAACUUGGAAGCCCACUCUUCACAGAUGGUCUGACUAACAAGGUUGCAUCCAAACUUACUGUGGAGAAGGACCCAGAGGACAAACUGGCCUACAAGAAACCCAAUUUCUGUAGAGUCCUCAUUCAUAUGGACCUCUCCAAACCUCCCCCUUCCUGUGUGAAGGUCAAUUAUAUGUUGGAGGCAGCUAUUCACAAUUUGUGGAGUAUGAGGAUCUCCCCCUCUACUGCUAUCACUAAAACCUUUCACAUUACAUUUGUUUUUGCCUUAUACAAUGUGAGUGUGAGAAGGAACCUCUCGGACAAACUUUCUGAUAUUGCUGGCAGAAUCAACACACCCUCGGCUAUUAUGGGGGAUUUCAAUGCUGUUUUGGAUUCUAGUGAGAGGAUUAACUGUCAUACCUAUGCUUAUGAUAUGACUGACCUCUUACAGUUUAGAAUCAAUAAUGAUCUUCUUGAUGCUAAGGCUACUGGUUUGGGAUACCAGGCCCCUGGUACUAGACAACUCAGAUUAUGCAGAAAACUCAAAUUGUUGAAACACCCUUUGAAACAACUCAAUAAAAAGGAGUUUGGCCACAUUUCUACCAGAGCUGAGAAUGCAAGAAGCACCUACUCUGAAUUGAUGACCAGGCUUAUGACUGAUCCACAUAACUCUGCCCUAAUUGAGCAAGCUGCCAGCCUUAGGAAAAAGGCAACCUUUUACAGUGAUGCUGAGAGAUCCUUUUUCUUACAGAAGGUGAAAUGCACUUUUAUCAAUGAGGGUGACAAAUGCACUAAGUUCUUCCAUGCUACGAUGAAGAAACAGAAAGUGCUGAGUUCCAUCCCCUUCAUUAUCACAAGCCAAGGUUCUACCACAACCUCUUCUGAAACCAUUGUUGAGGACUUUAUUGACCACUAUAGCAACAUUUUUGAUGAUGUGAUGAUGUUUUGCAGGGGGAACAAGGAUUUUGUUACUGUCCUGGCCAACACUAUUCAGAAUUUCUCUCAAGUAUCUGGCCUGUAUGUUAGCCCCCUCAAAUCCAACAUCUUUUUGGCUGGGGAAAUCAAGGACAGCAAGUCUGAUCUCUUGUCCUUGGUUUCUUUCCCUGAGGGGAAACUCCCUGUCAGAUACUUGGGACUUCCUUUGACUUCUCAAAGAGAUUCAGAGAGAGACUUUGCCCCCCUUAUUGCCAAAGUGGAUGAGAAUAUAAGGAAAUGGAACACUAAGUCUCUAUCUUCUGCUGGCAGUCUGGAAUUGAUCAGAAGUGUUAUUCAAGGAAUUGAGGGUUUCUGGUUUCAGGCUUUCCCCAUUCACAAAUCUGUUUUGGAUAGAAUAACUACCCUCUGCAGAGCUUUCUUGUGGGGAUGUAAAUUCUGCAAAGUGGCCUGGGAUGACAUCUGUAAACCCAAAGAAGAAGGGGGUUUGGGACUUAGAAACUCAACCAUUUGGAACCGUGCACUCCUCGCUAAAUGCUUCUGGAACAUUGCAGCAAAUAAGGAAACUUUAUGGAUACAAUGGGUGCAUUCUAUCUACCUCCAGGGCAGUGAUUUCUGGACCUAGAAUCCUUGCAAAAAGGAUUCAUACUUCUUCAAGAAGAUUGUUGAGAUUAGGGACUCUCUUUUGCAAAAGUGUGGUGACAGAUUCAUGAUUGAAGACAAUCUUUGUGAUAUGGGGGAUAUUAAGGCCACCAAGCGGGUAGUCUCGCCUGACUUGGGGUCGCAAUCAAAGAGCCAAAACCGGCAGCUUCAUAGGAUUCCGACGCCACAAUGAAGCCAAGCAAGGCUGGCAACUAUGCACACCUCGCACAUCCACCGCACACCAAGACAUCAACAAAAUCAAGAAAAACAUUUUCGGCCAACCACGCCCAAGGAAGGGCCCAGGAGGCCAGGAUCUAUUCCCACUCCACACACGAGAGGGGAGACAUAA
Messenger RNA from Cuscuta campestris, 4388 nucleotides. The record is from the annotation of a GenBank genome assembly. NCBI's taxonomy places the organism in Eukaryota, Viridiplantae, Streptophyta, Magnoliopsida, Solanales, Convolvulaceae.